GGGAUCCGGUUUCCUCUUGAUGUCACUCUUAUCCUUGUCGAGCUGUUGGUUCCACAGACACGUACACGCACACGCCUACGCCUGACCCGUCACAUCACAUAGAGCCUUGACGAAUGGAUCAACCACACCAACACAGCCCGAUCUGAUCCGAUAAAUGCAACGCAACACUUACGCCAGCAGCGAAAAACAUCGACGGUCGACUCACGCACACACAACCACCCACCCACCCACACAGACCCACAGAAACCUCACACCACUACCCUGCCCUGCCCCUCUCCCUCUCUCAGCCAUACCGAGAUCCCUCUCUUAAAACAGACAAAUACACGUCGAAGAUGCAGGACAUAAUGAAUUGUGACGUUCUCCUGAAGUCGUGAGCACAGCCUAUUACAGCUUAUGCACAGGCAGUCGCCAGCACCGAAGCAGCAGACGACGAAGCACCGAAUCACCGAACCAGCCCCACCUCCCCCGGCCUGCUGUGUCGCAUCCGACUCCCAGAUUCUUCACGAGACGUCAGAAGCCAGGCUCUUCAAAGUCACCCACCAUUGUCAUCGUCGCCACCUCGAGCAGGCCCCGGCGAUAGGCAUAGUGGCUAAGUAGUUGGCAUCCUCCCUCGGUUGCUGGCCCUUGGGUCAGGCUCGUCAAAACCACCACCGUCGUCAUCCACCGGCCCUGGAGCAGCCUGAUCACAAUCAGGAUGGUCCGGCUGCUCAUCACAGUUGACAGGUGGGGUUGUUGUUGUGGGCUCUGGCGUGGUGGGCUCUGGCUCGUCGAACUCGUCAAACCCAGGCCCCGCGUCGAUAGGCCCGUCGUCGAUAUCGGUGUUGUCGACCUUUCUGGCAGUGGGGUCAGGGAAGAGAGCUGAACGGUAGCCGUCGUCUGAUGCACCUUGCCAGUGUAGCUGCCCCAGGAACUCCUGCAGGCGCUGUACGAUACCUGCCAGCUCGUGUUUGUCCGCCGGGGUCACUUGCUGCUCGCAGAGCACCCCAUUGAAGACCAGCAAGAGAGGAAUGACGAGGAAAGGAGUCAUCU
This is a messenger RNA of Vitrella brassicaformis, 1029 nucleotides long. NCBI's taxonomy places the organism in Eukaryota, Vitrellaceae. The record is from the annotation of a GenBank genome assembly.